UUAAUGGGAGGAGCAAAUUUUUCCUGCAAAAAACUGCUCUAGGCAAAGUGACUUCCAACAAGAGAGGGUAAAAUAACCUGAGCUAGAGUCCAGACAACCAAAUCUGUUAAAGCAACAGAAGCUCCUGAUUUCCAUCUGAACGCGUGACCCCAGAGCCACAGACGAUGUUUUCCAGCCUUGUUAGAGAUAUAUGUGGUUACAUGUCUAAACUUUUAUCUAUAUAUAGGAUGCAUCUAAAUACUUUAAACAAAUGUGCGGUGAUGAAGCUGGAAAUUAGUCCUCAUCAGAAAUGACAGCCACCUGAGGGCCAAGCUGAUGUUUGGGGAGAUGGAGUAGCUUCUUCCAUCACAGGUGAGGAGCCGUCAAGCUGUGCCAUGCCAGGGCACCAUCUGCUGCAAGAUUGCAUCUCCUCUGAGUGGCAUGAGAGCCACAGUAGGGCCAGCACAAAUCCUCCCUCGCUUCACACCCACAUGCUGGUGAUGAGCUGACAAGCUGCAGAUGGAGCAGAUAGUGGGACUCUGUGCUGAUGCCAGUAAGUAAAGAAGAAGGAAUAAGAAAGACACUGUGUGAUCUAGUAUUAAUAAGGAAAACUCCGUGGCUUUUGAGGAUGUGGCUGUGAACUUUACCCACGAGGAAUGGGCUUUGCUAGAUUCUUCUCAGAAGAAUCUCUACAGAGAAGUGAUGCAGGAAACCUGCAGGAACCUGGCUUCUGUAGGAAACAAAUGGAAAGAUCAGAAUAUUGAAGAUCACUUUGAAAAACCUGGGAAAGAUGUAAGAUAAUUUGCACUGAGAAGAGGAAAUAAAGUCCUCUGAAGGAAUCUUAGCAUGUUAUGAACUUAAAAACAAGCAAUCAAAACAAAAAUCAUAUGGUACAGAGACUGUGUGAAAGCAAAGAAGGUAGUCAGUAUGCAGUUGUCAGCCAAAUUCCAAAUCUUGAUCUGAAUGAAAACAUUUCUACUGGAUUAAAACAAUGUGAAUGCAGUAUUUGUGGAAAAGUCUUUGUACGUCAUUCCCUCCUUAAUAGGCACAUCCUAGCUCACUCAGGAUACAAACCAUAUGGAGAGAAGCAAUAUAAAUGUGAACAGUGUGGGAAAUUCUUCGUUUUUGUUCCAGGUGUUAGAAGACACAUGAUAAUGCACAGUGGAAAUCCAGCUUAUAAAAGUACGAUAUGUGGGAAAGCUUUUUAUUUUCUCAAUUCAGUUGAAAGACAUCAGAGAACUCACACAGGAGAAAAACCCUAUAAAUGUAAACAAUGUGGUAAAGUGUUCACUGUUUCCGGUUCUUGUCUAAUACAUGAACGAACCCACACUGGAGAGGAACCCUACAAAUGUAAGGAAUGUGGGAAAACAUUCGGAUUUUCUUGUUCUUUUAAGACGCAUGAAAGGACUCACACUUGGGAAAGACCCUAUAAAUGUACCAAAUGUGAUAAAGCCUUCAGCUGUUCCACUUCCCUUCAUUACCAUGGAAGCAUUCAUACUGGAGAGAGACCCUAUGAAUGUAAACAAUGUGGCAAAGCCUUUAGUCAUUUGAGUUCCCUUUGUAACCAUAGAAGUACUCAUACUGGAGAGAAACCCUAUGAAUGUAAACAAUGUGACCAAGCCUUCAGUCGCCCCAGUUCCCAAAGGUGUGUGUAUUGCUUGAACCCAGGAAUUCAUAACCAGCCUGGAUUAAAACAAUGUGAAACAACCUGGGAAACAUGGUGAAACCCUGUAUCUACAAAAAAUAAAAUAAUGCUGGGUGCAGUGGCUCAUGCCAGUUACUCA
Messenger RNA from Rhinopithecus roxellana (golden snub-nosed monkey), 1763 nucleotides. Its product is annotated as zinc finger protein 669-like. Lineage: Eukaryota; Metazoa; Chordata; Mammalia; Primates; Cercopithecidae. Gene Ontology annotation, biological process: regulation of transcription by RNA polymerase II. The record is from RefSeq and is a predicted model, not a curated record. Gene Ontology annotation, molecular function: DNA-binding transcription factor activity, RNA polymerase II-specific; RNA polymerase II cis-regulatory region sequence-specific DNA binding.